AUGAAGGUCGUCAACAUGUCAUCAAAUUCAGUCUUUGGUUACGAAGGCAAUGGGAUUUACGAUGGCCAUGAAGUUACAACGAUUGCCGUAUUCUACCUGGAUCAAGCAGUGUACACACCGGGGAAGUACGAUGAUCUUUAUAAUAAAGCACUAUGUAAGCUAUCAGUUAGGAAAAACUGCAAUUUGAAGCUUGAAGUUCGACAAGUAUAUGUAGCUAGAGUUAGACGUCAAGAGGACAUAUUCGUGCUCAAGAACUGCAAAGCUGUCGAAAGAUGGACAUCAGGAGCGAAUCCUGGACAUGAUCUUGGAUGCAUCUCAUUUCACAAUCCCGGAACCUACAGCGGAAAACAUUUGGAAAAUUUCCUUUGUCGUUAA
Molecule: messenger RNA, 375 nt
Organism: Cylicocyclus nassatus
Lineage: Eukaryota; Metazoa; Nematoda; Chromadorea; Rhabditida; Strongylidae
Source: the annotation of a GenBank genome assembly